Messenger RNA from Pseudophryne corroboree (corroboree frog), 1307 nucleotides. Its product is annotated as collagenase 3-like. The record is from RefSeq and is a predicted model, not a curated record. Gene Ontology annotation, biological process: extracellular matrix organization; proteolysis; collagen catabolic process. Gene Ontology annotation, cellular component: extracellular matrix. Gene Ontology annotation, molecular function: metalloendopeptidase activity; zinc ion binding. Lineage: Eukaryota; Metazoa; Chordata; Amphibia; Anura; Myobatrachidae. The transcript has 5 exons. The coding region runs from base 1 to 783 and encodes 260 amino acids.
AUGCUGCACGUUCAUACUUUCAUCCUUAUUUCAUUGUGCUAUGGCACCCUUGGCAGACCAAGACCCCAUAAGGAUCAUAUCAUCUCCACUAUGGAUCAGAAGUUUGCAGAGGACUACCUAAACAAAUUCUAUGCAACCGGCAACAAAGAAAAAAACACAUUUGUCGACAGGAUUAAAGAAAUGCAGAAAUUCUUUGGAAUGAAAGUAACGGGGGUCCUGACCUCAGAGACUAUGACUAUGAUGAAAGCCCCCAGAUGUGGGAUGCCAGAUGUGUCAGAGUUCAGAGCAUUCCCUGGAAGACCCACAUGGCCACGAUCUGCCCUAACCUAUAGAAUUGUAAAUUACACUCCAGACCUACCCUCCAGUGUGGUCGAUGACGCAAUACAGAGAGCGUUCAGUGUUUGGAGCCAAGUGACCCCUCUAACAUUCAGCAGAGUCAGCAACCAACAAGCAGAUAUUCUGAUACAAUUUGCAGCACGAGCUCACGGUGAUCAGUCGCCGUUUGAUGGUCCCAAUGGUGUGCUAGCUCAUGCGUAUGCCCCCGGUGGUGGAAUAGGGGGUGAUGCCCAUUUCGAUGAAGAUGAAACUUGGACAAAUGACAGAAGAGCUUUCAAUUUAUUUUUAGUAGCUGCGCACGAAUUUGGUCAUUCACUGGGACUAGAUCACUCUGAUGAUCGUGAGGCACUGAUGUUCCCAACCUAUCGUUAUGUAAACACCGACAACUUCCGCCUGUCACAAGACGACAUCAAUGGGAUACAGUCACUGUAUGGUAGAAGACCCUAAUAACUCCAUGGAAAGAGAUGCCAGUUGGAUGACCGCUUAUCAAGGAAUCCUUUGACAGAUGUGGACAGAUAUCUCAUUAUAUAUUAGCUAUAACUUUGCAAUGAAACUAAUACAGUAAUUAUAUACAAAAGGUUUCAAAUUAAUCUGAAAACGUAUAGCAUAGCUAACAAUUAAUGAGAUAAAGUAAUACUGUACCAUGUUAUAUCAAAAUGUAAUAGAAAUAUAUAUAACAUACUGUAGCUAACAGUUACUAAGAUAAAGAAACACUGUACAAUUAAGUUAUCUACAGGUAUUGUGUACAAAGCAAUUGAUAUACUAUAGAUGAGUAAAUAAUGCAAGAUUUAGAACACAAAUAAAAUGAUAAUGAAACAUAAUAACUGAACAAAAUGGUGAUUUUAAGAGCAGUAAUAUUGAACAUAACGGUGAUUUUAAGAAUAGUAAUAUUGAACAUAACGGUGAUUUUAAGAAUAGUAAUAUUGAACAUAACGGUGAUUUUAAGAAUAGUAAUAUUCUUUUUUAUUACA